AUGGCGUCUUCAGUUCUAACCAAGCUUCGCGCAUACACAACGUACAAUCCUCCCCACACCCUUCAGUCACCACCACCACUAACAUCAAUCAGAUGCGAUGUUUCCGACGCUCUUCUAAAAAUGGGCAUCUCACACGGCGGCUUCCUGCCCAACAUAAGCAUGUGGUCACCUCAGCGCCAAGAAGGCGACGCAAAGCUCAUCGGGCCUGCAUACACAGUCAAGUUUGUCCGGAACAACUACACGGCUGCACCAAAGCCGAAGGAGCAUUAUAUUGAUACCGUUCCUAAAGAUCAUGUCAUCUUCAUCUCAUCCCCACAUGGUGUCUUUAAUGCUGUUUACGGCGGGUUGAUGAGUACUCGCGCUAAAUACUGUGGCGCCGCCGGAACUGUCGUGGAUGGCACGUUUCGAGAUCUACAAGAACAUCGUGGUCUCGACUUUCCAGUCUACGCUCGUAACGUCGGAACACCAAGUCCCCACGAAGUUGCUCGUCCAAGCGAGGUCAACGUCCCCGUCAAACUCCAAGAUCCGGCCUUGGACGUGACAAUCAACCCAGGGGACAUUAUCUUUGGCGAUCUAAACGGCGUGGUCUGCGUGCCUAAGGAUGCUGUUGAGAAGAUCCUUGAGCUUAUGCCCAAGCUCGUGGAAGCUGAUGAGAAUAUGGCCAAGGAUAUUGCAAAGGGAAUGACCUUUUCUGAAGCGAAGGAUAAGCAUCGUUCUUGA
Messenger RNA from Fusarium coffeatum, 720 nucleotides. RefSeq lists its product as uncharacterized. The record is from RefSeq and is a predicted model, not a curated record. The transcript has 4 exons. Lineage: Eukaryota; Fungi; Ascomycota; Sordariomycetes; Hypocreales; Nectriaceae. The coding region runs from base 1 to 720 and encodes 239 amino acids.